Oreochromis aureus is the source of this 1117-nucleotide messenger RNA. It is a transcript of the gene ldlrad2, whose product is annotated as low density lipoprotein receptor class A domain containing 2. Lineage: Eukaryota; Metazoa; Chordata; Actinopteri; Cichliformes; Cichlidae. The transcript is spliced from 5 exons. Bases 296 to 1117 code for a protein of 273 amino acids. The record is from RefSeq and is a predicted model, not a curated record. Gene Ontology annotation, molecular function: protein binding.
AGUGAGUGGACCUUUAUUUUGAACAAAGACUGUGUGUGUGUGUGUGUGUGUGUGUGUGUGUGUGUGUGAUUGUUGGGUGUUGUCAAGGAGAUGACUGGACACGAGAGGAGAAGGUCCAACUCGAAUAACAAAGUGACAGAAGAGAGGAGCACACCGCUAAACAGACAAUCACACUUUCGCAUGCUGCACUUUCUAUUUUGGACAAAUGUGACAAAUUUACGUUAAAGUGACUCUGUUAACCUGUGAACUGACUGAACCCUACUCUGCUUUUCGCAUUCGUAUCCCACUUUGGAUAAUGGAGAGCUGCAAUCAGCGGGUGUUCACGCUGCUGCUCCUGCUGCGCUGCUUCAUGAGUCUCUCCACCUCAGCCAUCGACACCGUGAAUGUGGCAGAUUUCUGUGGCCAGACAAUCCAAGGUGACGGUAUGAUCAUCAACUCACACCAGGAAUCCAAGAAAUACUACUUUGUGAUCAUGGGGACUGAUUGCCACCUGACAAUGCAGGCCAGCUCUCCCAAAGACAAGGUCCAGUUCUAUUUCCGCUUCUUCCUGGUUUACAGCUUGCUUAGAGUGGCCCCCCUGAGUCCUGCACCUGUCUUGCCAGAGUCUCCGUCCCCCCACGAUCCGUGUCAUGCCGGCUCUUACGUUCAGUUCUAUGAUGGUCGGGACAGAAGUUCGCCUCCCUUGGGGCCUCCUCUCUGUGGGAAGAGCCCACCCCGACCAGUGCUGUCCACAGGAAACUACCUGACCCUGAGGCUGGUGACCAGGGGGACUCAGCCUCGAGUUGACUUUGUGGGGGACUUCACCUCCUUCAGACUGGGUUUUAACCAAUCAGAUUGCAGCAAUGAGCCUUACUUCACUUGCAGGAAUGGAAAGUGCAUCCCUCUGAGUUUGGUGUGUGAUGAAAAAGGCAUUGAUAACUGUGGGGAUGGAAGUGACCUGGAGGAAAACCUCACCACAGGCUGCAAAGGAGGUCAACUUUUACCUCCUGAACCUUCACCAGCAAUUGCAACCUCUCCUCAUCCCUUUCUGAGUCCACCCACUGUGCCCUUCCUGACACGUACGAACUGUGGAGCACCGAUUGGUCCUCCCAGUCCUGAGUCGGUAGCAGGUACGUAA